AUGGCUUCUUUGCUUUUCCUCGGCAUGGGCCAACUGGUCUCCAAUCAUAAACAAUCUGCAGCCAUGGGCACUUCUGAAAAGUCAUCUAUAUGGCAUUCCCUCUCAUCCGACCGUCGCAAGGAGCGCAAUGAGCGCAGAGCAGGCAGGACCGGAUCAUCGAACCCAUGGCGAGGUCGUACCAAUAACACUAGCACAUCGUAUACACAUACAGUGCCUUCCUCCGAUCUCCCGCCCCCAUACUCCGAAAGGGGGAUCCCAGAGAUCAGAAUCAGCGGACCGGAAGAGCCUGAAUCGGAUUCCCAAUACUCCUUCCUCCGCGACUUCGACACCAUCUUCCUCGUAGACGACAGCUCAAGCAUGCAAGGCCGACUCUGGAAGGAAGCAGAAGAAGCGAUUGCCGCGAUCGCGCCAAUCUGCACCCAGUACGACAGCGAUGGGAUCGACAUCUACUUCCUCAAUCACCGACCAGGUUCCAUCUCUCAUCACCAGUCACACUACGCAUCCAAUCGCAGCCCGCGCCCACCAACCGGCGGUGGCUACCACAAUGUCACGACAGCGCAACGAGUCAACGAGAUCUUCGCAUCCGUGCGGCCACGAGGCGGAACGGCAGUCGGCCACCGACUGCAUGAUAUUCUGGACCCGUACGUGCGGCGGGUGCAAGCGAUGCAUGCGGCCAAGCUAGCACGUGGCGUAUCUCCACCCGACGCCUUCGUCAAGCCGAUUAAUAUCAUCACUAUCACCGACGGGGUGUUCACGGAUGAUGCGGAAGGGGUUCUUAUGAAGACGGCGAAGACGCUCGAUGGGCCUACCUGUGAUGCUCUGCCGUGGCAGGUUGGGAUUCAAUUUUUCCAGAUUGGGAAUGAUGAGGGCGCACGGCAGGAAUUGGAGGGGUUGGAUGAUCAUCUUGGGGCGCGAUGUCAAGAUACGAAUAUGAGGGAUAUCGUUGAUACAGUUUCUUGGAAGAACCGGGCUGGUAAUCGAUUAGAAGGGGAUGGGAUUUUGAAGACUGUGCUUGGGGCUGUGAAUAAGAGGUUGGAUAGGCGCAGGGUCUGA
Molecule: messenger RNA, 1053 nt
Organism: Penicillium paradoxum
Lineage: Eukaryota; Fungi; Ascomycota; Eurotiomycetes; Eurotiales; Aspergillaceae
Exons: 1
Coding region: 1-1053 (350 amino acids)
Source: RefSeq, a predicted model, not a curated record